This is a messenger RNA of Spodoptera exigua (beet armyworm), 906 nucleotides long. NCBI's taxonomy places the organism in Eukaryota, Metazoa, Arthropoda, Insecta, Lepidoptera, Noctuidae. The record is from the annotation of a GenBank genome assembly.
AUGAACCUCCUGCCUACGUUAAAGAAUUAUGGCGUGAACUCCAUUUUGAUGGAGUACGAAGAUAUGUUUCCUUAUGAAGGGAAUCUCGCUAAUUUAAGCUCCGAAAUAGCUUAUACGAAAACAGAGCUCACGGACUUUUUGUUGGAAGCGAAAAAACUGGACAUUGAAGUGAUACCAUUGAUCCAAACAUUUGGUCAUAUGGAAUUUGUGCUCAAAUUGGCAGAAUUUAGUGUACACAGAGAACUGCCAUACAACCCUGGUGAAAUAUGCCCCAGCCAACCAGGCAGCUUGGAAUUAAUACGAAACAUGUUGAGUCAGCCGAUAAAAUACAUUCACAUCGGUUGCGAUGAAGUCUAUAACAUAAAUGAUUGUCCGAACUGCAUAAGAAGGAACUUGAAGAACCAUCAAAUAUACUACAAACAUCUGAUAAAUGUAAAAAAUAUAGUAAACGAUCUAAGCCCAAAUACCAAAGUUCUGUUCUGGUCGGAAUUCAACUAUUCCCAAAAGCGAAUCAACUUGAAAUAUGAAUUGGAGGAUUAUAAACAUGAAUUGAAUGAUUUGGAGCCGAUAGAUUGGGAGUACGUCGGCGAGAGGGUCAAUUCGGCCCGUCUUUAUCGAAUGCACGAGGUUUUCAACCGCGUUUGGUUCGCUACAGCUUUUAAAGGAGCUGAUGAUGUGCAUGGGAAGGAACCAGAUAUCAUGAAGCGGUACUUAAACCAUAUACAUUGGUUGAAUCAAGUUCUAACUUAUAAACCACCUAAAUAUAAUGUCAAGAUCAACGGUAUAGUCCUAACAGGAUGGUCCAGGGUAUACUUGCCGUUUGGUCCCAUUGUCAUGAGGUCAGGAUCUGAUGAUGGAAUCCUGGAGAAACCGAGGGGAACUUUCGAAAAUUGUAGGGGCGAGUAG